AACCCUCCACAUCCAUGCAGAGGAGGAGAGAGUAAACACACACACAUUUAGCCAUGUGGGCCCUCGUGGCUGCCGGCUCCAUCUUCUUCCCCGGACUCUUCCUCCUGUCCAAACAGACUCUGAGACAGCUGAUGGGAUGGAGCGAGGGGGACGCUGCUGUGGUGUCAACACGCCUGGUGUCGUCCAUCCAGGCCGUCAUGGCCUCCUCGGCCGGCUGCAUCAUCAUCUCGUCCUGCAGGGACGUCAUCGAGGACAGACACUGGCUGACUGACGCCUACAUCCUCUUUGCUACACCGUAUUUUGCCUACGACAUCUACGCCAUGUUCCUGUGUUACUGGCACAAGCUGCAGGUCAAAGGUCACGAGGAGGUGGGUGAUGGUGCCGGGUCGAUGGGAGCCGCCGUAGUUGGUUACCUGCGCAGGGAGGUCCUCAUGGUGCUGCACCACAUCUUCAUGGUGACCUUCUGCUUCCCCGCCUCACUGCUGUGGAGGCAGGGUAAAGGUGAUUACUUCCAGGGCGUCUUGUUUCUGGCUGAGCUCAGCACCCCGUCCGUCUCUCUGGGGAAAGUCCUGAUCCAGUAUAAGAAGCAGCACACGCUGCUGCACAGAGUGAACGGAGUCGUCAUGCUGCUCACCUUCUUUGGCUGCCGGGUCUUACUCUUUCCCUACCUGUACUAUGCCUACAGCAGGCAUGCGUCGAUGCCUCUGUACCAGGUGCCCCUGGUGGCCCCGUGGCAGUGUAACCUAGGGACUGCCCUGCUCUGGCCCCUUCAGCUCUACUGGUUCACGCUGAUCUGCAGAGGAGCUCUCCGUCUGUUCACCAAACACUCAAACUCACCGUCUGCAACUCUUAAAGCUGAUGGCAACAUGGCCACCAAUAAUGGCUGCAUAACCAAUCAGACAGGUGGAGGAGGAGGAGCAAGAGAGUAAUUUAAGCUGAUGGUGUGACUUCAGCCUACGAGGUAGGACCGAGGUGACUGUUACAAACUUUGGGAACAGAUGAGUAUUUCUCCUCUUUUGAGGUAACAAUCAAAACGAGUGAGCAGGGUGAAGGAAAGCUGUCAAAUAUCCACCCUUAAAUGGAAAGGGGGAACAUCGAGGGUGGAAAGAAGAAUGUUAAAAGUCCACUGUGAACAAGUUUAAUCAGAAGAGACACCGCCUGUUUGUAGACAGAUCAACCAAGAGGAAUCAGGAUUUAGGAAUGACUUUGAGGUUUGACGGGAUGAUACAAUGAGCAAACCUGCCCCAGACCUGUAAGGACCAAACAAAAUGGAAACUACAUGUAACGGUGUGAAUUUCUAUGGGAGGUUAGCAUGAAAAUAACAUUAGUUUGUUCAAAGGGAACAGAGAAAUGAUCUCUGAGAUAAAUUCAACAUUAGGCUCACUGUUAUUUACUCUGCAUAUAAACUGCAGUUAUUCUAUAUUAUUACUCAUUAUGCUGAUGACACCAUCAUGUUACAGUUCUGUCCUGAUUUUGUAUUUUUGUUUUAUGGUAAAAUCUCCAAUAUGACCAAAUGCCUACAUGUAAACAACUUUUAUAUUCUAAACACGUGUAAAAAAUAACUACAGCUUAUUGAGUAGCACAUUUUCCUAACCACUGAUUACAAUUAUAUGAUUGUGUAAUUAAAAAAAAUAGAGUAUGAUAUAGUUGAGAAUGGUUUUCAAUCAGUUUUUCAAAAGUUUGAUAAAGAUGUCCCACAAGGAUCAACAUUAGGCCCACUCUGCAAAUAAAACAUUUAUUCUCCAAAUGUAACAUCAUUAUUUAUGCUGAUGACAUGUUUUUGUUGCAGCAGUAAGAAAAUCUGAGCAGAAGUUUGUGGAGGAACUUGCUGUUAGUUCAGUCACACAAAGUUAUUUGGAAGGAAAACUAUUUGCACCUGCAGCCAAAAACUAAUUUCUAUCCUUGUGUCUGCAGUUUGACUUUGUUAAAUAUGAAGAAAAUCAGAGCAGAACUGCUGUCACAGGUCUGAACAAACAGAGCACCAAUCUGUUUAUUUGUUCCUUUAUUGAAAGGCUUCAAUUAUUGAUUUAAGAGUGAGGAAAAAAGAUUUGUGCUCACUGUUUGCACUUUUGUAUUAUUUUACAAUAUUUUAAAUAAAAACAUUUUCAGAAAUGUUUUUGUUCUACUUGAACACUAAUGUGGCCUCCAAAGAGAUGAGAGUGCCAGCAGUGGCCCCCAGCUCGUCUGAGUCUGUGACCCCUGGGUCAGGACUCAAAGGU
Messenger RNA from Archocentrus centrarchus (flier cichlid), 2219 nucleotides. RefSeq names its product ceramide synthase-like. Bases 54 to 929 code for a protein of 291 amino acids. Lineage: Eukaryota; Metazoa; Chordata; Actinopteri; Cichliformes; Cichlidae. The record is from RefSeq and is a predicted model, not a curated record. Gene Ontology annotation, molecular function: sphingosine N-acyltransferase activity. Gene Ontology annotation, cellular component: membrane; endoplasmic reticulum. The transcript has 6 exons. Gene Ontology annotation, biological process: lipid homeostasis; ceramide biosynthetic process.